Paramecium tetraurelia is the source of this 609-nucleotide messenger RNA. RefSeq lists its product as uncharacterized. NCBI's taxonomy places the organism in Eukaryota, Ciliophora, Oligohymenophorea, Peniculida, Parameciidae. The transcript has 2 exons. The record is from RefSeq and is a predicted model, not a curated record.
AUGAGCGAAUCAUUCGAUCUUUGUGGUGGUUUCUAUAGCUAUGAUAUCUAUUAGAACGAAGGGGAUAUUUAUAUUUCAGAUUACCUUUCAGAACAGCAAUGUAAUCACUAAGUUGAACAUUAAAGUUAAAAUGACAGUCUUCAUCGAGUAAAGAAAAAAAUAAGAAGAUCCAACCCUUAAUGCAGUAGACCUGGAGAGACUAAAAAUAUACCUAAGAAUUUUGCUAGUGUAUUGAAAAAGGGUUUCUAGAAAAUGCUAUCAAAUACUUAGGAUGAAGGUUUAAGAUCCUUCGAAAAGUGCAGAGAUUGGAUUAAAUUCAAGCAUAUUCCCCAUAGCAAAAUUCUAAAAGCUAAAAUAGAAGAGUUUGUACAGACACCUGUUGGAAGAUUGAUUGGCAAAUAGUUCUUUGGAAAUUGUCUUUGGGCUCCUUACUUUAUCUAGGAAAAUAAAACUGAUGUAGCCCUUCUAUUUUAAAUACAAUAUAAAUUAUUUUGAAGCAAUUUUUCAAAAAUCGAAAAAAUAAGAUAAAAAAAAAAAACAAUUAGAAAAACAACAAUGAUGUAUAUUUUAAAUUUAUUAUUUUAAAUAUGGAAGAAUAGCAAAUAUUAA